UUUUUUUUUUUUUUUUUGCUUUUUUGAAAAAGAAGAACUUCAUAAUGAAUAUAAAUGACAGUAAACGACAGUCCCUGGAAGAGACAGGACCAAGACUUCCAACACACGAGACCAUGGAUAUUUCACCUACACCCAGUAAAUCCGUGCAUCGUUCAAAAACAGUACGCAAUCUUGGUUCAGCAGGAAGUAAAAUGCGAGGUUUAUUCAAGUCCAAAAACAAGGAAAGCACACCUCCACCAGCACAAGCUAGAAGAAUGACAACCAAUGCCGAUGAAAAUGGGUUUAUAACGAGACCCAUUUUAUCCACUUCGGCUUCAUAUGGCGCUGAACAACAAAAAGUUGAACCUCAUUACGUUGAACAUACCAUGAAUGACUCUGAAGUGAACAAGAUGCCACCACAGCAACCAUCUGUUUCAUCUGAAGAUGCAGAACAAGUCCAGGCACAACAAGUCCAGGCACAACAACAAGUCCAGGCACAGCAACAAGCUCAGGCACAACAACAGCAACAGCAACAACAACAACAAGCGCCACAGGCACCCCCUCCCCAUCAACAGCAGCCAGUACAACAACAACAGCAGCCAGCGCAACAACAACAACAACAACAACAACAGCAGCAGCAGCAGACACAAGCACAGGUACAACAACAAGCACAACAACAACAACUCAACUUUCAACACGAGUUGGAGCAGCUGAAUGAGCUUAUUGCACAGCGAACAGCCGAAGUAUUACAAGAGAAAAAGACCAAGGAGCGCCUACAAACGGAGCUGGGUGAAGCACAAAAGGUGUACAAGGAAAGAGAGGCGGAGUACUCAGCCAUUGAGCAUAGUUUCUUUGAACACACUCGAUCGAUUCGAGCCACAGAUGAUGAUCUAUCAACAAUCCGGGAUAGUUUCAAGCUUCUCAAAUACUCAAUUGCACGUUUGUUGAUGACGCUGAACAAGAAGGCUGAUAAAGCUAAAGCAGCACAAAAGUUCACGGAGGCAUGGCCGCAUUUGACGAUUGUGGAUCCUUCUACAGGCGAGAUGGAAGGUUCGUUUGUGAACUUGUUGGCUGAGAAAUUAGUACAUCAACAUUUGGUGAAACAUGUCUUUAGUGCACCUAUUUACCCGGGGCUUAAGGUGAACGAUGCGUACUAUGCCUUGCAUAGCUGGCUUCAGGCUCAUGCGUCUCAAUUCUCUGUACGGUUACGUCAACAAAUGGCUGCAGUGGUGGCCAAGUCGGGUAAGGAGAGUGAAAUUCAACAAGCUGCACAAAAGGAAAAAUUAAGAAUUGCUACCAAGAUUUACGAUGAUCUUGCAGAUAUUUAUCAUCCAUUUUUACGAGAAAAUGAUGCAGCUGUGGAUGAAGAAAAGCGAUACUUCAAUAAGAUAUGUGAUAUUGUUGAUAAAUGUCUGAAAUUGACCAUUGCCAUGCGUGGUCAAGACGUUGAGAUUACUACCGUACCUAUUGAAGAAGGAAAGCAACAAUUUGAAGAAGAGACAAUGACAGAAGUGAAGGGUAGAUGCAAUGGUCUUGUUCGUUUUUGUAUAUGUCCUACCUUUAUGGGCGGUGAUCGUGAACAUGGUUUCCUUGAAAAGGGCAAGGUCGUUAUUUCUGGUUAAUUUUUUUAUAGUUUAAUUUAUGUGUAACAAAUAUCUUUUUCUUUCUCUUUUCUUUU
This is a messenger RNA of Mucor mucedo, 1657 nucleotides long. RefSeq lists its product as uncharacterized. The record is from RefSeq and is a predicted model, not a curated record. The transcript is spliced from 2 exons. Lineage: Eukaryota; Fungi; Mucoromycota; Mucoromycetes; Mucorales; Mucoraceae. The coding region runs from base 45 to 1601 and encodes 518 amino acids.